AUGCCAGAGUUAAUAAUAGAAAAUUACAUGGAAGGGAGCAACAUGAACAACAUGCAAUUGCUGAAAAGGGAAUGGCAACAAUUGAGCUGCAAAGCAUCUGACGUAGAAGAAGAAGUGAACAGAGAAGAAAAUUCAGGUAAAAAGAGAAGGAAGGAAGUUGAUGUUUGGUUGAAUGAAGUUAAAAAGUUAAGUCUUGAAAUCAAUGCAUUGGAAACAAGUGGAUCAUCUUGGGGGCUUUCAGUAAAGAAGGAUCCUAUAGCAAAGCUGCUACUUCAGGUGGAAGAACUCAUUAAUCAGAUACAUCACUUCAAUGGGCUUGUGCUCGAUGCUUAUGACAACAUCAAGGAGUCAUUGCUGCCAACCAAAUUAUUUGGAGCAAAUUUUAAUGAAGCUUUGCAGGGGAUUUCGUCAUGCUUGGUGACUGAUGAUAUAUCAAACAUUGGGAUUUAUGGGAUGGGUGGAGUUGGUAAGACCACAUUGGCAGAGCACAUUAAGUACCAUCUCUCAGAAAAUACUGAUUAUCUCGUGCUUUGGGUUACAGUAUCUCAAGAAUUUAGUAUCACUAGUUUGCAGGAUAGGAUUGCUGAUGUCUUAGGUAUUCAUUUAUCAAAUAAGGAUGAGGAAGAAGUAAGAGCAGAUAUAUUGCGUGGGGCACUCAGGAAAAUGCAAAGAUUAAUAGUACUCAUAUUGGAUGAUGUUUGGCAAGAAUUUUGUUUAGACAGGGUAGGGAUUUGUCUUUGUCCAAGAAAUUGCAGAUUGAUUUUGACUACGCGCUCACAGGAAGUGUGCAACAGGAUGCAAUGUCAAAGAAUAUUUGCAUUGAAAACUUUGGACACGAAUGAAGCUUGGGAUUUGUUCGAGCAUACACAUGGUUGCAAGACCUUGCUUCGUAAAGAUGUGCGAAAAAUUGCCAAGUCUCUCACGAAAAGGUGUGAUGGUUUGCCUCUUGGUAUUAUCACAGUGGCUCAGAGCAUGAGAGGUGUGAGCUCCAUCUAUGAAUGGAGAACUGCAUUGGAGCAAUUGGAAGCAUGCUCAGUAGGAUUUGAAGAGAUGGAACGACGUGUGUUUCCCAUCCUGCAAUGGAGUUUCAAUUGCUUGGAUGAAUGUCCAAGGCAUUGCUUCCUGUAUUGCUCUCUUUAUCGAGCAAAUAGGAAAAUAAAAAGAAAGGAACUAAUAGACCUGUUUAUUUGGGCAGAGCUGAUGCCAAAGCGGAACUCAAGGUCUGAAGAAUUUAAUCAAGGUCAAAUGAUAUUAAACAAACUGAUAGAAGUUUGCUUGCUAGAAGAAACUAAAGAUUUUGAAGGGGAUGGCUGUGUGAAGAUGCAUGGUUUGGUCAGAGAUAUGGCAUUAUGGAUUGCAAAUGGAAACUCCAAACUAAGGAUGAGUGGAGAUGUACCAAGGUUCUUGGUGAAAAGCUUAGGACGGAGAGAUUUAGAAGUACCACUGCAACAAAAAGAAUGGACAGAAGAUCUCCAUGCUGUCUCUUUUCAUUCAUUUAUUUCGUAUGCAAGUCGAGAAAUAAAAGUUCCACCAGCUUGGUCACCAAAUUGUCCUAAGCUCUCAACCUUGCUUCUUCCUCAUUUUUCCAUAAAAAGAAUUCCAGAUUCAUUUUUUUUGAACAUGUGUGGAAUUAAAAUUGUGAAUCUAAUUGGGUGCAAAGGUAUAACAGAGUUGCCUAAUUCUGUUUCAAACUUGGUGAGUCUCACUGCUUUGAUUUUGGGACAUUGUAAAGACCUUCGAUCUGUGCCACCACUAGGAAAGCUUAAGCAAUUGAGGGAACUGGACCUAUCCUGGACUAAGAUUCAGGAUUUACCUCAAGGUUUGGAAUCGUUGGUCAGCCUCGAAAGGCUUAACUUGGACCAUUGUCAGUCUCUCAUACAAACGAUAAUACCGAAAGGGACAUUUUCCAAAUUGUACCGUCUUCGAUGGCUAAUAUUGCCUCCCUAUGGUACUGUACAAGUUAAUGAUCCAGAAGUGUUGAACCAAUUAGAAAGUUUUAUAGGAUGUUUAUGUUUUACCGACUCUUAUAAAAUCUCUCGGUGGCCAGAACACUAUCAACUUUAUAUCAAUGAUGACUUCUCAUCUUGGAAUGAGUCUGAUGACUUGGACGAUGAUAUUGGGGAUGACAAACAAUUGUAUUUUCAUCAAUGUAACUUUGGUAGAGGAUUGAACUGUGCUGUGCUGUUGCUGCCAAGUGAUAUGAAAAGUCUAGUACUCCAGGAUUGUGUCGGCAUGGGCAUUAGGUACUUGUCAGAUGUUUUUAUCAAUUUUACAAGUUUAAAUGACUUGUCUUCUUUGACGAUUAGGGGUUUGGAUGGAAUAGAGUUCCUCUUGCAAUUUUCCUCUCCUGCUCCACGUGAUCAGCUGGAAGUUUCAUCUUUUAGUCCACUAAGGAAUUUGCAAGAGCUAAUACUUGGGGAUUUGCAGAAUCUGGUGGGUUUCUUUUUUGGGGAAUCAAAAGCAUAUUUGCUUCCACCUGGCACCUUUUCUUCCCUUGUGUGUUUGUCCGUUUACAAAUGUCACAACAUGAAGCAACUAUUCACAGUGCAGCUGCUGCAGAAUCUUGAAAAUCUAAGAGUAUUGUAUGUCCAUGAUUGUGAAGGACUAGAGGAGAUAGCAGCAGCUGACAAUGGUGUAGAACAAGGAGGAGGAGAAGGCGUCCAAUGGACUUCAAGUGAAGCCACUGCAAAUGUCAUCCUCACUGCAAAUGUCAUCCUUCCAAAAUUACGUGCGUUGAGAUUGGCUCAACUGCCAGAACUGAAGGACAUUUGUAAGGCAUCCAUGAUCUGUGAUUCAAUUACGGAGAUCAAAAUGUUUCAUUGUCCAAAGCUGAAGAGACUGCCUUUGUUUCUUCCCAUCAUCAAUGGACUACCAUCUCCUCCCAGCACUCCUCUUAAAAUCAUGGGAGAUAAAGAAUGGUGGGAAUCGUUAGAGUGGGAAAAUCCCUGCACCAAAAAGGUCCUUGACCCAUUUUUUACUACCAGAGAGUGGGAUUUUGAAUCCGGUUGUUGA
Molecule: messenger RNA, 3012 nt
Organism: Coffea eugenioides
Lineage: Eukaryota; Viridiplantae; Streptophyta; Magnoliopsida; Gentianales; Rubiaceae
Product: probable disease resistance protein At4g27220
Exons: 1
Coding region: 1-3012 (1003 amino acids)
Molecular function (GO): ADP binding
Source: RefSeq, a predicted model, not a curated record